ACAAAGACGGCGGACCUGCUGAACUGAAAAAUAUCACUUAACUUGACAAAUCAUUCAAGAGUCUUUAUUUGUUCAGUAAACAACAACAACAAAAAUACCGUCCAGAUUACUAGACGUGUCCUCGGGGAUGCUUAAAGAACUGUCAGGACAGCGGCGCUGGAUUCGGGGCGCCUUGUGAUCGACCAGGAGGCAGCUCGAUGAAUAUGGCGUGUAUCGGGGACGCGGACCCUUUCACCGCUGCGAUACCUGCCACCAAAGUUGAACUCACGGUUUCCUGCAGAAACCUGCUGGAUAGAGACACCUUCUCCAAGUCUGAUCCAAUUUGUGUGCUGUACAUACAAGGAAUAGCCAACAGGGAGUGGAGAGAGUUCGGCAGGACAGAAGUCAUAGACAACACCCUCAACCCCGACUUUGUCCGCAAAUUCAUCCUGGACUACUUCUUCGAGGAGCGGCAGAACCUCCGCUUUGACCUGUACGAUUUGGACUGCAAGAGCGACAACCUCUCGAAACACGACUUCCUGGGACAGGCGUUCAGCACGCUGGGUGAAAUAGUUGGCUCCCUGGGGAGUCGCCUGGAAAAACCUUUGAUUGGGAUCCCAGGGAAGAAAUGCGGCACCAUCAUAGUGAGAGCCGAGGAGCUGAGCAACUGCAGGGAGUCGGUGAUGCUGCAGUUCUGUGGCAACAAACUGGACAAGAAGGAUUUCUUCGGAAAAUCAGAUCCUUUCCUCGUCUUCUACCGCAGUAACGAAGACGGAUCGUUUACCAUCUGCCACAAGACCGAGGUGGUGAAGAAUACUCUGGAUCCGGUGUGGCAGGCUUUUAAGAUUCCUGUCAGGGCGCUGUGUAACGGAGACUAUGACAGGAGCAUUAAGGUGGAGGUGUACGACUGGGACCGAGAUGGAGGCCACGACUUCAUCGGCGAGUUCAGCACCAGCUACAGAGAAAUGUCCAGAAGCCAGUCGCAGUUCCACAUUUAUGAGGGGAGGUAUGCAUCAGCAGUGACGGAUGGCUCACAGUACUUCAUCCUGCUCAUCAUCUCUGACGGCGUCAUCACCGACAUGGCACAGACCAAGGAGUCCAUCGUCAAUGCCGCGUCUCUGCCCAUGUCGAUUAUCAUAGUCGGGGUUGGACCUGCGGAGUUCGACGAAAUGAUCGAGCUGGACGGGGACGAGGAGAGGAUCUCUUCCCAAGGACGCUACGCAGAGCGGGACAUAGUUCAGUUCGUCCCUUUCAGAGAUUACAUCGACCGGCGAGGAAACCACAUCCUCAGCAUGGCCCGCUUGGCUAAGGAGGUGCUCGCUGAAAUCCCAGACCAGUUCCUGUCCUACAUGAGAACCAGAGGCAUCAAACCCGGCCCCUUACCGCCUCCUUACACCACCUGUCCUCCUCCCGCUCUCCACCCGCUCCUCGCCAGACGGGUAAGCAGAAUCUAAAGGCCCGGGUUUCUUCUCUUGGACGGCCGGCCAGCCAACUCUACCGGUCUCUCCUCUCCUCUCUCUGCUUCUUCUUCUUCCUGCUCUUCACUGGAAGCUUUCGAGCGCACGGCGGACCCUCGCCAGCUCUCUCAUGCCGCACUUUCGGAAACGUUUGGCCAUGAGUGGUGAGCGUGACAACACGGGAUGCUUCCGGAUGUACAUUUCUCUGAGGUUGUGACGGAUCCUGGUGUUGAUCUGUGGCGGGGGGGGAAUACGGGGACGGGGGACUGAGACUGAACACUCGCAGCUUUCAGUCUGGAAGGGUCCAAACCGAGGGGGGCCCUGUUUUCAAACACCGCUCAUCUCUUCUGAUUCUAUCUCCACUUCCUCCAUCCUUCACGAAGUCAUCUCUCAAUAUAUAAAUGUUUACAAACCGAGGACGGGAGCGGGAGUUUUUAUCAGGAGGACGUUUUUACCGAUCAAUGUGAAGUUCUUUCAAAAUUCCUAUUUUUCAGCUGCAGAAACUGAAGGUUGUGACUUUGUACAGAAACAAACAUUUAGGCGCUGUGCCACGUUCUUCAUUACAAAGUGUGUAUGUUUUUGAUAAAUGGAGCAUGUGCUAGUUUAAGAGAAGCAUGCACUGUCGUCUUGCACUCAGGGCUUUGUCCCUCCCACACGAACCCCACCUGCCGCCGCCGCCGCCACUGCCAUGUUCCAUUACGUGCAAACCCAUCACCUCCAAUCAGAAAUCUUCUCCACCUUCUGCUCCGCCCACCGGCCUUGACUCCUUGCUCCUCGGGAGUCUGGUCCCAUGAAAUGCAGCAGGGACUUAAACAAGCCUUACUCUUCUUCUUCUUCUUCUUCUUCUUCUUCUUCUCGGAUAACGUUCACAGGCACGGUGGGUUCUGGAAAACGUGGAUCUCCAAGCCCAGACGUCAAAAACACACAUCUCACUACCGAACCUGACUGUGUGUUAGAGUCUCUUUUAUUUUCCUGCGCUCACAUUGUACUUCAGAAGCAUUUCUUUGUUUCGUUUAACGUCUCUCUACCUCUCACUUGGUUCAAUAUUGCCAAAAAAAAAAAAAGUUGUUUAAAUAACAAAGUGUUGGCGUUUCUGUGAUUCUGUUGAGUUCACAGUUUUUACCUUUCUCACAAAGUAUUCAUCAGAUAUCUGCCAAACUGUAGGUUGGGGAAUCACAACACUUUGGUAGCUUUUUCCAGAUCAGGUGACUCACGGCGUCAGUGUUAGCAACACACUGUGAAUAUGUGCACGGAAAACGAGCUCACCAACUAAAAGGAAAGGAUGUUUUUCAUUUAGCAGACAGAUGAAAGUGAGGACUGUGAACACACUUUCAGUUUUGUCCAACAGCAUUGUAACUAAGGCAGUAAUAAUCAGUAACCCCUUCAACAGUAGCAUGUAUUAAAUCAUCUACUUAAAGGAAUGUUCUCCAGAAGAAAACACGCUGCUGCUUCAAAUACUCGCUGUCUGAAGGCUUCAGGAAGAUAAGGUCGCUGCAAUUCCACCAGAUCAGUGUCCAGUCUGUCUCCGAUUCACCACGGCAGCGGAUCUGAUAGGUUUCUAUUCUAGCCAAUGUGUUAACUUCCACUGGAUCCAGUUCGUUGCGUUCCAGCUGCAUCUCUGAUCCAACAGGUUGGACCCCUCCGGAUAAGAUACACAAGACUUGGGGGCACUGGUGGCCUAGCAGUCUAUGCGCCCCACGUAUAGAGGCUAUAGUCCUUGUCGCAGAGGUCACCAGGGUUAGGGUGAGACCACUCUCAAUCCUCUGCCGUCGACUCCCGGCUGGUCGACCAUCUACCGCAUGUCUUCCCCCGCUGUCUACUCCCCACACUUCCUGUCUCUCUUCAGCUGUCCUGUCAAUAAAUGCAAAAAGGCCAAUUAUAUGACUUAAAAAUAUAAAAGAUACGGAAGAUUUCUAGUUUAGAAUAAUCGCGAGAGUACGAAACUCUUUAAACAAGACUAGAGCAAUGUGAACAAUCCGUCACAGCAGCGGAUCUGAUAGGUUUCUGUUCUAGCCAAUGUGUUAACUUCCACUGGAUCCAGUUCGUUGCGUUCCAGCUGCAUCUCUGAUCCAACAGGUUGGAGCCCUCCAGAUCAGAUACGCAAGACUUGGGGGCACUGGUGGCCUAGCAGUUUAAGCGCCCCACGUAUAGAGGCUAUAGUCCUCGUCGCAGAGGUAGCCGGUUCGACUCCUGGCUGGUCGACCAUCUACUGCAUGUCUUCCCCCGCUGUCUACUCCCCACACUUCCUGUCUCUCUUCAGCUGUCCUGUCAAUAAAGGCAAAAAGGCCAAUUAUAUAACUU
Molecule: messenger RNA, 3737 nt
Organism: Notolabrus celidotus (New Zealand spotty)
Lineage: Eukaryota; Metazoa; Chordata; Actinopteri; Labriformes; Labridae
Product: copine-5-like
Exons: 17
Coding region: 198-1433 (411 amino acids)
Biological process (GO): cellular response to calcium ion
Cellular component (GO): plasma membrane
Molecular function (GO): calcium-dependent phospholipid binding
Source: RefSeq, a predicted model, not a curated record